CCGGAUGUUGAUGUCGGACAUUUUUUUCCCUCCCGGCGAAGCUGCUAUUUAUUUGUUGAUGUUUUAAUUGUACUUUAUUUAAGCCAACUACACUCAAAUGUCCUCAUUCUACAUCAAACCACCGAGUUUGAGUUUUAGUUAAGGGUAAAACCAGAAUUAUCCGAGUGACAGUCUAAUGUUUUAAAAUGUCCCAGGAGGAAUUUCAGACACCAGCGAAUACAGCAGCUACCCCCGAAACGAGCCUUAACACAGGGGAGACUCUGUGGCAUAAUCCUGGGAAGACUCCAAUUCAAAUCCUGCAUGAAUAUGGAAUCAAAAGUGGGAACCUUCCAGUGUACAUGUUGGAGAAGGCUGAAGGCCAGGAUCACCAGCCCAGCUUUGUCUUCAGUGUCACAGUCGGAGAGGUCACAUGCGUAGGUCAGGGUACCACUAAAAAAGCUGCGAAGCACCAAGCUGCAGAAGGUGCUCUGAAUAUUCUGUAUACGGACGCUGGAGCUGGAAAUGUUGCUUUGAUGGGUCAAAGUAAUGAAGCUGCAGCAGAAACAAACAACCAUCUUCCUAAUUCUGUGGGGUUACUGCAGGAGUUGGCGCUGCAGAGAGGUUGGCGUCUCCCCGAGUACACAGUGUUACGAGAGACCGGCCCCCCACACAUCAGAGAGUUCACAGUCACCUGCAGACUGGAAUCUUUGACAGAAAAAGCUACAGGGAGUUCCAAAAAAGCAGCAAAGAAGGCUGCUGCAGAGAAAAUGAUGGCGAAGCUUCAGAGUUUGUCAGGAUGCUCAGAAAUCACAUGGAAUCCAAAACCGAAUGUCCGAUUUGACGCCAUAAGAAGCUCCACGGCAGAGAAGAUAAACCUGUUGAGGAGAAACCCACUGAGCAUUCCCAACAUGGAUUACAUUCAGUUGAUGUUGGAGCUUUCCAAAGAGCAAGGCUUUGAAGUCACAUACUUUGAUAUUGACGAGCUGACCGUGAACGGACAGUACCAGUGCCUGGCGGAGCUGUCCACCUCCCCGGUGACCGUGUGCCACGGCACCGGCAUCUCCUGCAGCAACGCGCACAACGACGCAGCUCACAGUGCGCUCCAGUACAUCAAGAUUAUGGCCGCCAGCAAAUAAUCUCCUCCAGCAUCAGCAGUUUCUCCUCCAACUUGUAAACAGUCACAGUGAGAUUAUCAGCUUUAUGUAUAUUUUUGUAGUCCAUCAUCACAGUGCAGCUCCAUGACUUGUUUGAUUGUCAGGUUAAAACUGACCUUAAAGACACUAUUUAGGCUUUUUGAGGUUGAUCACAUAUUCCAGCACCUGAAAAUGACUAGAAGAAAGUAUAUUUGAAAUCUCAUUUUCUGUUGUUUAGCUGAGUGUUUUAAGUCUCACAUUUAUCAUCCGGUGCUUCUGUGGAAAAACAAAAACCUUGUUACUGACAGUACAUAUACAGCAUGUUCCAAGUUAGUAUGCAAACUAUAUUUUUCUUAAUACUCAAUGCGAUAACCAUCAGCAUAAUUUUAAAGUCACUAAUCAUUAGAGUAAAUAUUAAAUGUUAUUUAAUAAACAGUAUUUCUUAAAUAGAUUACAAUGUUCCAUAUUAUUAGAAAUCCACAACAUUUUAAAGAUUUGUUGAAUUUGCUACAUUAGGAGGUCAUAUUUACUGAAAUCCAAUCGCAAACAUCUUAAUGGGUUAAGUUACAUUUGAACAUAGGAGCCCUUAUUUUGUAGCAGCUUCACAAUGGAAAGUUGGAAAGUUUCUUCUGGACGUCAGAAUAGCCUCCCAGAGCUGCUGUUUAAGAUGUGAACUGCCUCCACCCUCACAGAUAUUUAGCUUGAAGAUGUUCUCUAUGGGGUUGAGGUCAGGGGAGGAUGGGGGCCACUCCAUCAGUUUAUCUCCUUUUAUACUCAUAGAAGCCAGGAGCUGCGUUUCAUUACACAUAUGUGCAAAACUUUAUCGAAACUAGGAGUUUUGAAAAGACAAAAUUUUGAAAUGACAGUUUGCAUUAAAUCAUAAUUAUGCAAAUCAACACAAACACGGCGAUGGAUGAGAACAAGUAUUUUUUUUAUUUGAUUCACUAAAAGGGAGCCAAUGUGGCGCGCGUGAUAGGCGUCAUAGUCUCAGAUGCACGUGAGAAACAUGUUCAGUGGUUUAAAAAAAAUAAGCAUUCUAAUAAGUGAGCAGCUGGAUCCUUUUUUCUAUUUGAGAACAUGACAAUAUCCAUUUAAGUUUGUCACAGCACUUGUUCCUCGCAGCAUGAUGAUUUUGUUACGGAAAGCACGCUUCUUUUUGUAACACGGAAGACAGUGGUCAGCCACACCUCCAGGGUCCUAAAGGGGUCGACCAGCUCCCUCCCCAUGAUUUUAGCCCAAACCAUGACUCCACCACCUCCUUGCUGACGUUGCAGCCUUGUCGGGACAUAGUGGCCAUCCUCCAACCAUCUUCUACUCCAUCCAUCUGGACCAUCCAGGGUUAACACAGCUCUUAUCUGUGAUCAAAAAUGUUUAAAAAUGCAGCUUCAAAUAUGUGCUUGUUGUUUUAUAAUGGUAUUUUAGCAGCUGCUCUCGUAAUAGUGUGAUGAUUCACCUUUGUGAAAUAUCCAAGGCUGAUCUAGAGCUUUUAACUAUUUCAAACUUUUAGAUCCUUUUUCUUUGUCAUAUUGCUUAAAAAGUUGUUCUGCUUCAUCAUUUAGAACGUUAGUAGUUUUCCCUUUAAUUUAACUCACCUGGUAAACUAAUGAUCAUGUGUCUGAGAUUGAUUUCAGUGAUUCAAAGAGUCCAGAGACACAAUAUCAUCCACGAGUUUAGUUAAAAAACAAUUUUAUCUUUGACAUUUAAAUACAAUUUACAUGAUAAUUUGGAAUGUGCUGUAUAAUCAAAGUGUUUCAGUUUAUACACAAACUAAAACUUUUUUGAAGAAGCCGCUUAAUCCAGAUUAAAAACCAAUCCUCCCUCUUGUUACAUCAUGAAAUAACUGCAGAAUUUUAAAUAUAAAUUAACUAAAAAAAGAAAAUACCUGAUGGGAUUUAAUCUAAUAAUGACUCAUAAGAACCAGAAAAAUGUUUGAUUGAACUAAUUUAAGAUAAUCUGGACAAAAUGGUGCAAAGAUGGAGGCGAUUUAGGAGAAAAAUCUAAAAGGAACAGUCAGAAAAAAAACCCAAAAGGGUAUAUAUUAUAUGUGUUAUCUUUAAGCUUUUUGGACAUCAGAUGUACAUAACUGUUGAACUUUUUAAUCAUCACAUCUGGACAAAAAUGCAAACUUUUUAAUAGGAAAUGAUAUUUGAUUUGCCAAAAGCAGAACAUUUUUAUUGCUCAUAUUAUGAGACUUAUUGAAGUAUUUGUAUUGAUUUUGUAAAAAAACAUUUUUUGUUCUCCUGCCCCCCCAUGUCUUUUAUUCUCCUGCAUUGUGGUGCUCCUCCUUGCAGUAUUUCUCAUCAUGCACAUGUACAGUGAUGUAUUUAUCAAGCAUAGCGACUGGAGCUCUCCCUCGUUGGAGUUGAACCCCACAGAGUUCCUGCUUCAAUAAUGGCUCCGAAGCCUAAAAAUAAAGCCAAUUACUGGUGA
Molecule: messenger RNA, 3542 nt
Organism: Oryzias melastigma (Indian medaka)
Lineage: Eukaryota; Metazoa; Chordata; Actinopteri; Beloniformes; Adrianichthyidae
Gene: prkra
Product: protein kinase, interferon-inducible double stranded RNA dependent activator
Exons: 8
Coding region: 186-1115 (309 amino acids)
Source: RefSeq, a predicted model, not a curated record